UGGAAGUUUAUUCUUCUGUAGCUUUUAGUAUCUUCCAAGUUCUCCUACCCUGCUUUCUCGAUAACGAAAACGUUUCGCGAUAAGCCAUGAAUGCUGGAGCGUCUUUUCUCUCUCUCGCUCCAGACUUCUCUUAUUUGCCGAAGCAAAAGAACCCUAAUGCUUUUAGGGUUAGUAGAAAGAUAGUCUGUUCCAACUCUGAUUGGCUAAGUGAAAGGUUUUUUCGAUUCUCUUGGAAGCCACAAUACAAUUUUUGUGUGCUAUCGGUAAGAUCAGUUUCGUCGGAAAGCUUUGGUCGAAGGAAAAUCGGUAGAGUUUGGGCCGAUGUAAAGUCAGAGCCAUACGACAUCGCGGACUCGGAACCGGAUACUGUUAAGUUUCUAGAUUCUCUGAACGAUGUUGCUAUUGCAGAGGAUUCUCCGGACGGCAUGGUUCCAUGGUGGGAACAGUUUCCCAAGCGUUGGGUGAUUGUAAUUCUGUGUUCCUCUGCUUUUCUACUCUGCAAUAUGGACAGAGUAAGCGUCUUAUUUCCUCAAUUACUCUGAUCUAGAAAAUUGGCAUGGAUUCUUCUCAUUGUAAUGUUGCAAGACUAAUUUGGUUUGAUUCAAUCUUCUUUUUUCUGGGGUUACCUUCUUACCCAGGUUGCUGGAGGUAUAUGGGCAGAUAAAGUUGGUGGGAAGAGUGUACUGGGAUUCGGGGUAGUUUGGUGGUCCAUUGCAACAAUACUUACACCUGUUGCUGCUAAGAUUGGAUUGCCUUUCUUACUUGUUGUCCGUGCAUUCAUGGGGAUUGGUGAGGGCGUUGCCAUGCCUGCCAUGAAUAAUAUUCUGUCAAAGUGGAUUCCUGUUGGAGAGAGAAGUAGAUCUUUAGCUCUAGUAUACAGUGGGAUGUACCUUGGAUCAGUAACAGGAUUGGCAUUUUCACCUUUGCUGAUACAUAGGUUUGGUUGGCCAUCGGUUUUUUACUCCUUUGGCUCCAUUGGGACUGUCUGGUUUGCAAUAUGGCUGAGUAAGGCACACAGCUCACCUUUUGAAGACCCUGAACUUCGUCCUGAAGAAAUGAGGCUUAUUAUUAGUUCCAGUGUCCCUAAGGAACCUGUGACGACAAUACCAUGGAGACUCAUAUUAUCGAAAGCACCUGUCUGGGCCCUAAUAGUGUCCCACUUCUGCCACAACUGGGGGACAUUCAUUCUUCUCACAUGGAUGCCGACAUAUUAUAACCAGGUCUUGAAGUUCAACCUCAUGGAGUCUGGGCUUUUCUGUCUUUUACCCUGGCUUACGAUGGCAUUCUCUGCAAAUGCUGGAGGGUGGAUUGCAGACACACUUGUGAGCAAAGGGUUAUCUGUUACAGUGGUUCGCAAGAUUAUGCAGUCAAUUGGGUUUCUUGGUCCAGCUUUUUUUCUAACUCAGCUCAGUCACGUCGAUUCCCCUGCCAUGGCAGUUCUAUGCAUGACAUGCAGUCAGGGAACUGAUGCAUUCUCUCAGUCAGGUCUAUAUUCUAACCAUCAAGAUAUUGGCCCUCGAUAUGCUGGAGUACUGCUUGGACUAUCCAACACUGCAGGGGUACUGGCAGGUGUCCUUGGGACAGCAGCAACUGGUUACAUCUUGCAACAUGGAUCUUGGGAUGAUGUCUUCAAGGUUUCAGUUGGCCUCUAUCUGGUAGGAACUGUUGUCUGGAACCUCUUCUCUACCGGCGAGAAAAUCCUGGAUUGACCAUCAGAAUACCUACCUGAUUACAUUUGUAAGCUAGCUUUUGCCAACGUACAUGACAUCAAAAGAGAUCUGGAAAAUAAAAUUUAGAGAAGCAAGAAGAGAAAUCAAGGUGGGAGAAAAAUGGAGAAAGGAAUUCCUUGUGGUGUUUGGUUACACAAGUCAUGGAAUGCCAGGAAAACCACAAUGAAGAAUCACAUAACCCACAUAGCACAAAAAAAAAAUUUAUUCGCAGAAGUACCCCUUUCUCAACAGAAUCAAACACAUCAGCCCACUUGCUCAACAGAAUCAAACACAUCAGCCUCCAGCUUUGCCAGGCUGAUUGAACAAUGUGAAAUUCGAAAUCAUCUUAUUAUGAUGUCUAACCUGUAAUCAUUGAUUGCAUAUAUCUAAUGGAGCAAAGAUUUUUGUGUAAUUGCCGUCAGCCAUAUGCUUGUAUAUUUGUACCAGGUUAACCCUUAUCAAUUUUGUUAUAUAAUGUAAUUAAUCUGAGCCAAUUUUUUUGUAUGAUUCUGUUGCUAA
Macadamia integrifolia is the source of this 2228-nucleotide messenger RNA. Its product is annotated as sodium-dependent phosphate transport protein 1, chloroplastic. Gene Ontology annotation, molecular function: transmembrane transporter activity. Lineage: Eukaryota; Viridiplantae; Streptophyta; Magnoliopsida; Proteales; Proteaceae. Gene Ontology annotation, biological process: transmembrane transport. The record is from RefSeq and is a predicted model, not a curated record. The transcript is spliced from 10 exons.